GUUGAAGGUCGUUUUGUAGGUCGCUCUCGGGUUUAAAAAAGCUGGGCAGUUAACUCAAUUUCGCUAUUUCUAUAUGCGUCUUUAAGUCCUUUCUUUGGCUAACUGGAUAUAAAACCUCAAUAUAUCCUUCUUACAAGUCAUAAAGACAAAGUACUAUUUGAAUUACUUCAUAAGAGUGACAAAUCCCCAUGGCAAUGUCCUUUUCCACCAUUAAAAAACAUAUAGCGCGGUGUAACCAGUUUUUGUCUGAAAAGUUGGGAGCUUCUAAGUGCACCGACAAGGGUCCUGAUUACAAGCAACUUACUCAGCUCAUAGACUCAUACAAAGCUUUUUAUGAAAAUAUACAGAGGCGAGUUCUUGACUGUUUAGAACCUAAUCCUAAUGCGCGUAAACGAGCAUGGGCUAGUGCUGCUGUAAAUAGAAUUCAGGGAAAUCCAAAUAAUGAUAGUUAUCCUCAUGCAGAAAAGUUUCUUUCCGAUUGCUUUCUAGAAUAUGGAAGACAAUUAAGUCAACAACAAGAUUUGAGUCUGGCGCUUAUACAAUGUGGAGAAGCAUACAAUAGAAUUGUUGAAUCAAAACAUCAAUCAGUAGAUGAAACAAAAUCUGGCUUCUUAAAACCAAUUUCUGAGAAAUUAAACCAAGAUAUUCGAGAAAUAUCUAUACUUCGAAGAAAAGUUGAAAAUAAACGAUUAACAUAUGCUCAUCGAAAAAGUGUACUGGAAAAAAAUUCAUUCACAACCAAUACUCAACCGGAUCAAGCAUUUGAAGAGUCUAAAAUUCAAUAUGAAGAAUCGUUAUCAACUAGUACAAGGGCUAUGUCAAACUUUUUGGAUACUGAAGUUGAACAAAUCAAAACUUUGUCCAAUUUUGUUAAUGCUCAAUUAAGCUUCUACCAGGAUGCUGCUCGAAUUUUAUCCGAUCUACAUGGAGAGCUUGAAAUGAGAUUGUUGGAUGCACACGAUCAUGCAAGACAGCAUACUCCAUAUCCUAUUAGUUCAAAUAAAGCUUUACCAGAUCUACCUCAGUUCGAUCAUGAAUCUACCGAUUCUCAAAUGAGACCAAAAUCUGAUAAUCUAUCAAACAAAAUACCUUCAUGUAUUGCUUUAUAUAAUUUUAAAGCUGAAAGUCCUUUUGAAUUAUCUUUUAAUGUGGGUGAUGAGCUCAAAUUAAUUGAACAGGUUGAUAACAACUGGUUUUUGGGUGAACUAAAUGGAAAAGAAGGUCAUUUCCCAACAAACCAUGUCCGUGUCAUUCAUCCUCUACCAUAAAAUGCGUUUUUUUUCAAAUGCAAUCGAUUUUAAUUGUAUUUCCCUAAUGAUAAAGUUUGUUAUUUUCACUUGAUACCUCAUCUUUCACUCUUUCGUGUUAUUGUUAUCAUUAUUAUUAUUAUUAUUAUUUUGUAUGAAUGUUCUGUAUAUGUUUUUAUUGCCUCUCUCUCUCUCUUUAUUUGUAUAAGUACAUACUCAUAAGUAGAUUGAACAAUAAAUAAUAGGUGACUGUUUAUUAACUUUUAAUGCAGUUGUUUCGUUCCAGCUGGAAUUCAAACAAGGGGACAAUUCUGUUUUUUUUUCUAGUAUUUUCAUCAACGAAAUUUUCUUCUAUUUGCUCCAUUCCCUCAAUCAGUCCGCCUUGACUAGUAUUUAUCUCUGUGUGUGUGUGUGUGACCAGAGAUUGUUCAAAAUGUGUAAAACGCAACUACAUCACUUUAUUUUUCUCAAAUCAAUUACAUCUCACUGUUCUAUGAAAAUUUUCUUGUGCCUUAUCGAUUAAGUAUGUAAGUGCCAUUGUGUUUUAAUGAACACACAUUUCUUUGGUCUUCAUGGCGUGUUCUUGUCUUCCAAGCACUUUUUGUCAAAAAUUUUUAUUUUAUUUCUAUUUUUAUUCAUGAUAUUUUAUGACUAGAUUCUUUUUUUCAAUGAUAUGCAAAAUAACACUAUCCGUUUGUUUUUUUCGUUUCAAUGACUUUGAUUGUUACAAUAAAACUGACCAGUUUGAUAUUAUUACUAUGUGGUGUGUAUAUGUUUAUGUUCGAAAAAUGAAAAUAUAUAUCAUUAUCGUAUAAAA
Messenger RNA from Schistosoma turkestanicum, 2064 nucleotides. The record is from the annotation of a GenBank genome assembly. Lineage: Eukaryota; Metazoa; Platyhelminthes; Trematoda; Strigeidida; Schistosomatidae.